Molecule: messenger RNA, 471 nt
Organism: Prunus armeniaca (apricot)
Lineage: Eukaryota; Viridiplantae; Streptophyta; Magnoliopsida; Rosales; Rosaceae
Source: the annotation of a GenBank genome assembly
AUGGCGAGUGUGCCGUCUCCGUCGUCUCCUCCAGCCUCACCGUCUUCUGCUUCCAGCUCCGACAACUCCGCCACUGAACCCAUCCCUCACUCUCCUCCAAAUCCACAGGUUGAUGCUGGGGUCAACAAUGGGGUUCUCAAUGUCGACGAGAAAAAGCCUGAUAUUUCUGCAUAUUUUGAUGAUCUUCACAGUGCCAACAUUGAAAAGUUCAAGAAAUAUGAAGCUGACUACAGUCGUUGGUUGACUGCAAAAUACUUCUCAAAGAAGAAUCUGUAUGGAGGCAACAUCUUUGAUGAAGAUAUGACAAUCCAAGAUGAGAUUAUUAAGUCAAGCAGGUGGCCUUGUACCCGAUCAUAUGCAGACCCAGUGCAGGGUUUUGAAGAACAGAGCAACAGCUGUUCAACUACUACUGUAGCCGAGUCCCCAUCCAACAUCUCAAAUGGGAAGCACCUAGCAAAGAAGAACAGUUGA